AACUAUCAACCCACCUCUAUUAGAAGCAGUUUCUAAUUCAGCCAUUAUUCAUGGCGCAUUCAUCAUCUUCAUUCUGCAUGCAGUAUUUUUUGUUCCUCUGUUGCUUUGUCUCGUUGAUCACCUUUGUGGUUGGCGCAGGGAAUGAGACUGACAGGUUGACCUUGCUGGACUUCAAGGCCAAGAUAACUCAUGACCCAAUUGGUUUUCUGAGCUCCUGGAAUGAUAGCAUCCAUUUCUGCAGCUGGCAAGGUGUUACUUGUGGUCGAAAACAUCAUGACAGGGUCACAAAAGUGGACGUGCAAUCCCAAAACCUGGGCGGCUCCAUAUCCCCACAAGUAGGAAACUUGAGUUUUCUUAGGGCACUAAUCCUCUUAAACAACAGCUUUAUUCAUAUAAUCCCUCCAGAGCUUGGGCGUCUGCGCAGACUGCAAAUCUUGGAUUUAAGCAACAACAGUAUCAGUGGCCAAAUUCCAAGGAAUAUAUCUUAUUGCACCAAUCUCUUCUACUUCGAAGUUUAUUAUAAUAAACUAUUUGGAGAAAUCCCAGCAGAGCUUACCACCUUGCCCAAGCUCCAAGUAUUGUCUCUUGACAAUAAUAACCUAACAGGAAGUAUGCCACCUUCUUUUGGAAACUUAUCUUCUCUCAAAAUAUUGAAUGUUAUUUAUAAUAACUUGGGGGGGAGUAUUCCUAAAUCUUUUAGCCAGCUUACGAAACUUAUACGUUUUAGUUUGGGUUCAAAUAGAUUUGCUGGUACAGUUCCUCCAUCAAUCUUUAAUCUCUCUUCUAUCAAAAUCUUUGAAGUAGGAGACAACAAAUUACAUGGGAGUCUUCCUUGGGACAUGGGCAUCACCUUACCCAAUCUUCAAGAAUUUUCCAUUUUUGGAAAUCAGUUUUCUGGAUCUAUUCCUGUUUCAAUAGCUAACGCUUCAUAUCUAUAUGACCUGUAUAUGUACUCCAAUAAACUCACUGGAAAAGUUCCCUCUGUAGGAAUGUUGUACAGACUUGAAAUAUUUUCCAUUCACUCCAAUCUCUUUGGACAUGGUGGAGGAAAUGGCUUGAGUUUUCUUUGCUCUCUCACUAAUGCCACAGAUCUCAAGGCAUUGUCUAUAGGUCAUAAUAACCUUUACGGUGCGUUACCUAAUUGCAUUAGCAACUUCUCGACUACUCUUACUGUAUUUGGUAUAGGAGACAAUAGAAUAUCCGGAAGCAUUCCAAAAGGCUUAGGAAAUCUCAUCAACUUGGAGACGCUGGGGAUUCAACUGAACACAAUAUCAGGUAAUAUUCCCACUGAGAUCAGCUAUCUUGGGAGGCUAAGAAUUUUGGAUUUAUUUGCAAACAACCUCUCAGGGAACAUUCCACCCUCUCUAGGAAACUUAACACUAUUGAUAAAGUUGUAUUCAGCAAUGAAUAAUCUUCAUGGAGCAAUCCCUCCAAGCUUUGCUAAGUUCCAAAAUUUGGUGGAAUUGGAUCUUUCUACGAAUAAGCUCAAUGGUGUUAUUCCUCCACAAGUCAUGGGUCUAAUCUCAUUCUCACUAAUUUAUGUGGACUUGUCUGCAAAUCAAUUUAUUGGUAUCCUCCCCAAGGAAAUAGGAAACUCGAAAAAUCUAGAAAGUUUAGAUAUUUCUGAAAAUAAGUUAAUUGGUGAAAUCCCAGCAAGUCUUGGCGGCUGUGUAAAACUUGAAGUUCUUCGCAUGAGAAAAAACUUCUUCCAAGGACCCAUACCUUCAUCAUUGGAAUCAUUAAGAGGUAUUGAACUUUUAGAUCUUUCUAACAACAAUUUGUCUGGAGAAAUUCCAAAAUUUUUGGAACGUCUCAAUUUCUUGCAGCAAUUGGAUCUAUCUUACAACCAUUUUGAGGGUGGGGUACCAAUACAAGGAGUUUUCAGCAAUGCGAGUGCAACUUCAGUUAAGGGAAAUGCUGAGCUCUGUGGUGGGAUAAUAGAGUUUCAGCUUCCUAAAUGUAAAUUCAAAAAAUCCCAGAAGGGGCAAAAGCUGACCCUUACCUUGAAGUUGAUCAUCUCUCUACUUGCCGCACUUCUUGGAAUCACUUUGGUUUUGUUGUGUCUACUUUUUUCUCUAAGAAAGAAGAGAAAAGAAAACCCUUCAAGAAACUCAGAAAAUUCUCUUCUGAAUGUAUCUUACCAAAGUCUCCUAAAAGCGACAAACGGGUUCUCCUCGGCUAAUUUAAUUGGUCUUGGUGGCUUUGGGUCUGUGUAUAAAGGAAUUCUUGAUCAGGAUUCACGUACAAUUGCUGUCAAGGUCCUCAACCUCUUGCACCAUGGAGCUUCUAAGAGUUUCAUUGCUGAAUGCGAAGCCUUAAGAAAUAUCAGACAUCGGAAUCUUGUAAAAGUACUUUCAGCUUGUUCAAGUGUUGACUUUCAAGGUCAUGAUUUCAAGGCUUUGGUGUAUGAAUUCAUGGUAAAUGGCAAUCUAGAUGAGUGGUUGCAUCCAAAUCCAAAAACAAAUGAUGAUGAGGCUCUAGAGAAACCACAGAGUUUGAGUCUUCUUCAAAGGUUGAAUAUUUCCAUUGAUGUUGCUAAUGCAUUGGAAUAUCUUCAUCAUCAUUGCGAUAAACCGAUUAUUCACUGCGAUCUUAAGCCAGGAAAUGUUCUUCUCGAUGAAGAAAUGACUGCACAUGUUGGUGACUUCGGCUUAGCGAGAUUUCUUAUUGAGCGCACACAAGAUUGUUCAACUGAUCAAUCAAGCUCCAUUGGAGUAAGAGGAACAGUGGGUUAUGCUCCUCCAGAAUAUGGUAUGGGAAAUGAGGUAUCAACAUAUGGUGAUGUAUACAGUUAUGGCAUACUCUUGCUAGAGAUGUUCACAGGAAAAAGGCCGACUGAUGACAUGUUCAAGGACAGCUUUAUGCUACAUGAAUUUGUCAAAGCAGCUUUGCCUGAACGACUAGUUGAUGUUAUCGAUCCUAUUCUUCUUUCGGAAAGAGAAGAUCAAUAUGGAGAGACAAGAACGAAUGAAACUCCCAAUUAUCAGAGUCAAAUUACAAUUAGUUCCAAAAUCAGAGAAGGCUUGAGUUUGAUACUUGGAAUUGGAGUAGCUUGUUCCAUGGAAUUUCCAAUGGAAAGGAUGAACAUCAAGGAUGUCUUGAAAGAGUUGCAUUUGAUUCGAGAAAAAACUUCUUCGAAUUAGUAUUGCACUAAGAAAGAACUAAAGGGUCGAUUGAUUAGCAGUAUUACAUUUUGCUUAGGGGAAAUAAGAAGCAAUUUUACUUUUUGGUUGUCACAUAAUAUCUUCUGUUUUUAUAAGUAGUUCAAUUUUAUUAGAAAAAUAGGAAGGGAUGCAAUCCUUGAAUUUACGACGACAACAUAUCCAUAACUUAGUUUGAGUCAUAAAUUUACAAGAAGAGUAAUGAUUUGUACAAAUUU
Messenger RNA from Carya illinoinensis, 3379 nucleotides. RefSeq names its product probable LRR receptor-like serine/threonine-protein kinase At3g47570. The record is from RefSeq and is a predicted model, not a curated record. Gene Ontology annotation, biological process: protein phosphorylation. The transcript has 2 exons. Lineage: Eukaryota; Viridiplantae; Streptophyta; Magnoliopsida; Fagales; Juglandaceae. Gene Ontology annotation, molecular function: ATP binding; protein kinase activity; receptor serine/threonine kinase binding. The coding region runs from base 51 to 3143 and encodes 1030 amino acids.